CGAAUUCCUCUCAGCGUCGAAAGCCUCAUUUCAGUGAGCAUGCAGUUCGAGCCACCGACCAAGCAAGCCGACGUGACGGUUAACAUGACUGAUGGUGACAACAGCACUCAGGGUGUCGACGCUAAUGGCAUUGUGACUGGUCGCUGGAAGACUGGACUAUUCGGCUUCACAGACUCGAUUGUACCCAAUGGUGUCACGUCUUGCUGCUGUCCUGGACUGGUAGUGGCUCAGAUCUCGGCUCGUCUUGGUCUGAUGCCGUUCUACCACGUGCUCGGCAUCUUUGGAGGCCUCUACGUAUUGGCGCUUAUCGCGGUGUCCACUCACAGUGGCUUCUUUGACUUUCUCUUCUGGCUGUGUGCUGUCAUCUCGGCGCUCUGCAUGAUGCGGUUGCGCUGGCGUAUCCGAACACUCUUCAGUAUUCCCGGCUCGCACGCUGAGGACGCCGCUUUCAGCUUCUGCUGCGGCUGCUGCUCGGUCGCGCAGAUGGCUUCGCACGUCGAGUCGUACGAGCCCGGCGUCUUUACCUUCGCACCACGCGCCACACUCCCAGGCUACUCGUUGAGCUAGGCAUUCAAUCAAGAGCUGCCCAAACUACACGAUAAAUGAAUGAAAGCAACACUUUAUAUAAACUAU
Phytophthora infestans T30-4 is the source of this 633-nucleotide messenger RNA. RefSeq lists its product as uncharacterized. The record is from RefSeq and is a predicted model, not a curated record. Bases 40 to 567 code for a protein of 175 amino acids. The transcript is spliced from 2 exons. NCBI's taxonomy places the organism in Eukaryota, Oomycota, Peronosporomycetes, Peronosporales, Peronosporaceae.